GAUGAUGAUGGGGUAGAAGAGGCAUUUGAGCUUCUGCAUGAAGUAAAUGAACGUGUUCGAACUGGUAUAUGGGUUGGUGACUGUUUCAUUUAUAAUAAUUCUUCUUGGCGACUAAAUUAUUGUGUUGGUGGCGAGGUCACCACCAUGUUUCAUUUGGACCGCCCUAUGUACUUGCUGGGAUAUCUUGCUAGUCAAAGUCGGGUGUAUCUUAUUGACAAGGAGUUCAAUGUUAUGGGCUAUACCUUACUCCUCAGUUUGAUUGAGUAUAAAACUCUUGUUACACGUGGGGAUCUAGAACGUGCCAAAGAAAUUUUGCCAUCGAUUCCAAAGGAACAUCACAAUAGUGUGGCACAUUUCUUGGAAUCCCGGGGAAUGGUAGAGGAUGCUCUUGAGGUAGCAACUGAUCCUAAUUACAGAUUUGAUUUAGCUCUUCAGCUUGGUCAAUUGGAAAUUGCAAAGGAGAUUGCUAUUGAUGUACAAAGUGAAUCUAAGUGGAAGCAGUUGGGAGAGCUGGCUAUGUCUACUGGAAAGUUAGAGAUGGCUGAGGAAUGCCUAUCACACGCUAUGGAUUUGAGUGGGUUGUUGCUUCUUUACUCGGCCAUUGGUGAUGCUGAAGGGAUAACAAAACUUGCAUCUCUCGCAAAAGAACAAGGAAAAAAUAAUGUUGCAUUUCUUUGUCUAUUCAUGCUAGGUAAACUGGAAGGUUGCCUUCAGUUAUUGGUAGAGAGUAAUCGCAUUCCAGAAGCUGCUCUGAUGGCGAGGUCGUAUCUUCCAAGUAAAGUAUCAGAAAUAGUAUCAGUUUGGAAAAAGGAUCUUAGUAAGGUCAAUUCAAAAGCUGCUGAUUCUUUGGCUGAUCCUGAAGAGUACCCUAAUUUAUUUGAGCAUUGGCAGAUUGCUUUGGCUGUUGAGUCAAAUCUUGCUCCUAACAGGGGUAAGUAUCCUCCAUCUGAGGAAUACUUGAGCUAUGUGGAAAAGUCCAAUAUUAAUCUUGUGGAAGCUUUUAGAAGAAUGCAAGUUGAUGAAGAGAGCACGCCUCUUGAAAACGGUGACUAUGGCCAUGAGGUGAUACAGGAGGAUGGGGUAGAGGAGAGCCCAGAGGAACCUGUUGAAGUUGAUGUAGAUGAUUCUACUGAUAGCUCAGUGCUUGUCAAUGGGAAUGAGGGUGAGGAACAGUGGGUGCUAACUCCGCACCAAUAGCAACUUCUCAGGAAAGGCUCUAGAAGCAAAUGUCGUGGCACACUGUUAUCCUUCCCACUUUGAGAUUUCUUCCUUGCGAUCCUUCAGCUUCCAGAAUUGCGAAUCAUAAUAAACGCAUUCAUGAGAUAGCAUAAAUCUAAGUUGUUUGUACACCGUACCCAUCUUAGAGAUAUAGUUGAGGUUUCUAGAUGAUUGGUUUCCCAGCAAUCCUUAUUUGGGAAUAGCAGACAGCUUCUUCCAGCUAUUGUAUUCAAUCAUAUCAUUUAUAUAGAUUUAUUAUUCGCUUCUUACAGAAA
Zingiber officinale is the source of this 1493-nucleotide messenger RNA. RefSeq names its product coatomer subunit beta'-1-like. The record is from RefSeq and is a predicted model, not a curated record. Gene Ontology annotation, biological process: vesicle-mediated transport; intracellular protein transport. Gene Ontology annotation, cellular component: membrane coat. Gene Ontology annotation, molecular function: structural molecule activity. The transcript is spliced from 12 exons. Bases 145 to 1197 code for a protein of 350 amino acids. Lineage: Eukaryota; Viridiplantae; Streptophyta; Magnoliopsida; Zingiberales; Zingiberaceae.